This is a messenger RNA of Peniophora sp. CBMAI 1063, 1458 nucleotides long. NCBI's taxonomy places the organism in Eukaryota, Fungi, Basidiomycota, Agaricomycetes, Russulales, Peniophoraceae. The record is from the annotation of a GenBank genome assembly.
AUGUCCUACUCAGAAAAGUCGCCACACCACUCCAAGGCGUUCUGGUCGGGAAAGCAGGCAGACGCAGCCCCAGAGCCCAACCCGCUGUCCACGUCCCCGCAGCCUAUACCAUCAUUAGCGGGCAUCCCUCUCAAAUAUAUCUCACUUGUCACUCUGGCAGUGCAAAAUGCGGCUCUGGCGGUCCUCAUGCACUAUUCGCGCGUCAGCGCACAACCCUCGCACGCGUACUCCCCUGCAGCGGCCGUCCUCGCGACAGAGCUGCUAAAGGGCGCAAUAUCCUUGUGUAUCGCGUUCUCCCGCGUGGAGCUUCCGCCGCAAUAUUCGCUCGAGCAGGGCGCCAUUGCACGCUCGAACCUCAACCCCCGCGUCUUCCUCGCACGGUGCAGGCAACUGGGCAAAGAAGUCUUCAGGACAGACUGUUGGAAGCUCUCUAUCCCCGCCAUACUAUACGUAAUCCAGAAUAAUCUCCAGUUCGUCGCCGCCAGCAACCUAGACGCCGCGACGUUCCAGGUCACGUACCAGAUGAAGAUCCUCACGACCGCCGCAUUCUCCGUCGUGCUCCUCCGCAAGAAACUGACGCCCGUCAAAUGGCUCGCCCUCUUCUUUCUCGCCGUCGGCGUCGCAGUCGUCCAGCUGCAAACAUCCGGCUCCCACGGUUCUGGUCCCGACGUGCACGGCAUGGUCCCCUUCAAAGGUUUCCUCGCCGUCGCAGCCGCAUGCUUCACCUCGGGCCUCGCCGGCGUCUACUUCGAGAUGGUGCUCAAGAACUCGUCGGGCGAUCUCUGGGUCCGCAACGUCCAACUGAGCCUGUUCUCGUUGUUGCCCGCUCUGGCGCCUAUCGUCGCGACCCAGGGUGCGAACGUCACGGCCGUACCGUCGUUCACGAAUCUGUUCGCCAACUUUACCGUCGCCGCGUGGGCCACGGUCGCGACGCAAGUUCUGGGCGGUCUGAUUACGGCGCUCGUGAUCAAGUACGCGGACAACAUCAUGAAGGGAUUCGCGACUUCGCUGUCAAUCGUCAUCUCCUUCCUGCUCUCCGUCGGGCUCUUCCACACGCGCAUCACGCUGGCUUUCCUCGUUGGCGCUUCCAUCGUCCUCGCGGCGACAUGGCUCUAUUCGCAGCCCGAUACCCGCUGCUCGCGCUCGUCCAACAGGAAUAAACGCGACCCGCAGACUGUCCUGCCGUUCUGCUCUGCUGUCGCGGCGCACCCGGCUUCCCACGCCUACGGCGCCUCUGCACCAGCGCCCGCGCCAUUACGACCGUCACCGAUCAACGUGCCCUCAUACCUCGGACGUCGCACGCCCGGUGGCAGCCCAUACAGCAGCCCCACAUCGCCCACACCCGAGUCGCGGCCAGCACACCUGGCUUCUCACGCGCCGUCGCGCUCGUUGAGUAUGCCGAGCAUCGUGCUGAACCCGCCGUCACCCGUCGUCGCGCUGGACCAUGCUUCACGAUAG